Molecule: messenger RNA, 333 nt
Organism: Dovyalis caffra
Lineage: Eukaryota; Viridiplantae; Streptophyta; Magnoliopsida; Malpighiales; Salicaceae
Source: the annotation of a GenBank genome assembly
GGGAUAGAGAGUGAGUUACAAGAUAUUCCCAUCACACCUAUGACAAAGAUUAGCCCAUUCUUGGAAGUUACACUCAAAGAUUCUUCCAAAGAGUUCCUAGCUUAUGCAGAGAUAACGAGAGCACUUAAUACUAUUGGAGAGAGGUUAGUAGGUGGACCAUUUAUCGAUUGGAAAGGGAGAAUAUUAUCAUUGGAAUGUAUCAACAAUGUUGUAUCGGAACAAGGAGGUUUUAUGUUUGCUAAGGAUACCUCCGGUGACAAUGUUAUCCCAACUGGGUGUGUUACACUACCAAACAUUGCUUUCACUCAAGAGUCACCGGACUCAAUUACUUAG